AAUGCAUGACCUUGUAUCUUUAUUUAUACCAAUCUUCUUCAUCUCUUUUCUUUAAAGAAUAACAUUCCUCUUGCAAGUUUUCAUGACGACCAUCAUGUCGGGAUUACAUCUGCUUUUGCGUUAUAUCUCACUCUUUGUCAUCUUUACUUCAAGCUUCACUCUUGUUGUUGGACUUUCCGGUUGUCAUCCCGACCAGAUUCAAGCACUUGAGCAGUUCAAGAACGAGUUUGAUUCCAGAAACUGCAACCAAACUGAUUACCUUAAUGGAGUUCAGUGCGACAACGCCACUGGUGCCGUCACAGAGCUACAACUCCCAAGUGGCUGCCUCAUUGGAACACUCAAGCCAAACAGUAGCCUCUUUGAGUUGCGUCAUCUUCGUCACCUAAAUCUCUCUCACAACAACUUCACUUCCUCUUCACUCCCUUCCGAGUUCAGCAACCUCAGCAGAUUAGAGGUUUUGUCUCUUUCCUCUAAUAGCUUCAUAGGUCAGGUUCCUUCCUUAUUUAGCAAGCUAACAUGGCUAAACCAGUUGGAUCUCUCACAUAACCAGCUCACUGGUAGUUUCCAACUUGUCCAGAACCUCAGCAAGCUUUCUACUUUAGACCUUUCCUAUAAUCACUUCUCUGGAGACAUUCCUUCUACUCUGCUCUCUAUGCCUUUCUUGACACGUCUUGAUCUCAGUGAAAACUAUCUCACUGGCUCCAUCAAUAUUCUCAAUUCUUCUUCGUCACUAAGGCUUGAGCACUUGUCCCUUUCUCAUAACCAUUUCGAAGGGCAAGUACUAGAGCCUAUCUCAAACCUCAUAACCCUCAAGUUUCUCGACCUUUCCUUCCAAAACAUAAGCUACCCAAUUGACAUUAGAAUCUUCUCCUCUCUCAAAUCAUUGUUGAAACUUGUUCUUUCCGGUAAUAGUAUAUCAUCAACUAGUUUCGGCUCAGAUUCAGACGUCCCACUGAGCCUAGAGAAGUUAGGUUUGUCCGGCUGUGACAUCAUAGAGUUUCCAAACUUCUUAAAGAGCCUUCACAACUUGGAGCUUAUAGACAUUUCCCACAAUAAAAUCAAAGGGAAGGUUCCUGAGUGGUUUUGGAACCUUCCUCGUUUGAGCAUGGUGAGUCUUGUUAAUAACUCUUUCACAGGGUUUGAAGGUUCAGAAGAUGUUUUACAGAAUUCAUCGUUGAAGAUAUUAGAUUUGGCCUUAAACCAUUUCAAAGGACCGUUUCCUAAUCCACCACACUCUCUCACCGUCCUAUCUGCAUGGAACAAUAGUUUCACAGGGAGCAUACCUAUUGCAGUCUGUAACCAAAGCAUGCUUGCUCUUCUUGAUCUCUCCUACAACAACUUCACCGGUUCAAUCCCUCGAUGCCUGAGUAAUCUACAAAACUCUCUUAUUGUUGUGAAUCUCCGGAAGAACAACCUGGAAGGAAGUCUUCCAGACAAUUGCUAUGAUGGUGCCUUGCUUCGGACACUUGAUGUUGGUUUCAAUCAACUAACAGGGAAGCUUCCAAGGUCUCUUCUGAAUUGCUCCUCUCUAAAGUUUCUAAGUGUGGACAACAACAACAUCAAAGACACAUUUCCUUUCUGGCUCAAGGGUUUGCCUAACUUGCAAGCAUUUACUCUCCGCUCAAACAGAUUCUACGGUCCUAUAUCUCCUCCUGGAAGCUUGCCCCAAGAUUACUUUGUGAACUGGAAAGUUAUGACUGAAGAUGGGAGUUUGUAUAUGGGAGACUACAAUGAAAUUCCUGGCUAUAUCUAUGAAGAUACCAUAGAUCUCCAAUACAAAGGUCUAUUCAUGGAGCAAGGGAAGGUUCUCACUUCAUAUGCCACCAUUGAUUUUUCUGGAAACAGACUUGAAGGACAAAUUCCUGAAUCUAUUGGUCUCUUGAAGACAUUGAUUGCACUUAACUUAUCAAACAACGCUUUCACGGGACAUAUUCCUCUGUCUUUGGAAAAUGUCACGGAGCUUGAGUCACUAGACCUGUCAAGAAACAAACUAUCAGGUGAUAUUCCUCGAGGACUUGGGAGCCUCUCGUUUUUGGCGUACAUAAGUGUGGCUCAUAACCAACUCAAAGGUGUAAUACCACAAGCAACACAAAUAACUGGGCAACCUAAAUCCUCCUUCGAAGGGAAUGUGGGUCUAUGUGGUCUUCCUUUAGAGCAAAGUUGCUUUACGCCACCAACACGACAACCAAAGGAAGAAGACGAAGAAGAAGAGGAAGGUGUGCUAAACUGGAAAGCAGUGGUUAUAGGGUAUGGACCUGGCUUGUUGUUUGGAUUGGUAAUAGCACAUGUAAUUGCUUCAUACAGGCCACAGUGGUUUGUCAAGAUUGUUGGUCCGGAUAAGCACAAGGAAACAGAUCCAGUUACAUUGUUUAUGUCUAUGGAUUCAAGAUGGGACAGUUUUAAUAAUAAGAAAAACAAAGAAAGUAAUAUGUAAGAAGUGGUCUUACUGGUUUAUGUAGCCUUUGUUCUCUUUAAAGGAUCCUCUCUUUUGGCUGAUGGUAGUCUGAAAGGUUUAUGAUA
Molecule: messenger RNA, 2520 nt
Organism: Brassica oleracea var. oleracea
Lineage: Eukaryota; Viridiplantae; Streptophyta; Magnoliopsida; Brassicales; Brassicaceae
Product: receptor-like protein 12
Exons: 2
Coding region: 83-2434 (783 amino acids)
Molecular function (GO): protein binding
Source: RefSeq, a predicted model, not a curated record